AUGACUAGUAAAAAUGAAAUUAGACAAAGGAUGAGAAAAAUACUGAAGCUUAUACCACCAUCAGUACACAUGAAAAAAUCAGAACUUAUCCUAAAGCAGUUUUUAAGUAGUCCUGAAUAUUGUACUUCUCAAAGUUUGGCUGUCUAUAUUAACCUUCCUGAGGAACCCAACACGUUAUCAUUAAUUGGAAAAUCACUUAUUGAUGGGAAAAGGAUAUUUGUUCCACAAGUUAUAUCUUCUGCAUCCGACGACGACCCUCCCAUGUCUAUGCGUCUUGUUAAGUCAUUAGAAGAGAUUGACUUUUGGAAGUAUAAUAAAUGGGGAAUUAAAGAGCCUGAACCAGUUUCAUAUAUUGAACAGUUAAAUGAAAUUACAAGUCAGGGUGGAGUAGAUUUAUUCGUUGUGCCUGGGUUGGCUUUCACACGAAGUGGACAUCGUCUUGGUCGAGGAGGUGGAUAUUACGACCGAUACAUUGGGUGGUACACGAGACAAUGUCUUUCAGGAGUUUUUAAAAGAGCUAAAAGAGUUGCUCUAGCUUUCACCGAACAAAUAGUAGAUUAUAUUCCUUCGGAAACUCAUGAUUUAACUAUUGACCGGCUGUUUGUUGCAUAG
Schistosoma turkestanicum is the source of this 612-nucleotide messenger RNA. The record is from the annotation of a GenBank genome assembly. Lineage: Eukaryota; Metazoa; Platyhelminthes; Trematoda; Strigeidida; Schistosomatidae.